AUGGAGGUCAUCGACCUCCCUGACGCGAACCUUGCCGAGGCAAUCGCCGAGGCAGAGAGUCGCGAUGCAGACCAUGACGACGCCCGUGCGCCCAGGAAGCGCCGGGCCACGACACACGACGACUCAGACACACACUCCUCGACCUCUGACUCUGCAAGGCCGAGGAAGAAGGCACCCAGAGCCUCCCGCGCUGCCGCUGCAGCGGCUGGGAGGGCUGGUGCUAGUGCCACCAAGGCACCACACCCGACGAGGACGCAGCAGCCCACUGCGACAGUCGCUGCCCCCAGGCAGCCUGAUGAGGACGGCUUUGUUGCCCCACCUAGGAGGCACACCGCCAAGGCUGCCGCACUGCAGCCACCGCAGCCGCUGCCGACCACAAAUGCGUUCGCAGGGGCGGACGCAGACGAGAUGGAGGACGACGAGGCGCCCCUGGUGCCGCCACAGAGGAAGCCGCCGCCCCCACCGCCUAUCGUCGUCCAAUGGGACGGCGAGUACAAAAACUUUGAGCAAAAGAUCGGCAGAGGCUGCACGGCCUUCCAGAGGGGCCGGAACCAGCAGCGAGGCAGAGGUGCUCCGUCUAGAAAGGUGCACCCUACCACCAGCUUCGCUGCCGCCACCAAAAGCGGGCUGCAGCGCUCCGACCUCCACGACAGAGAGAUACAGCAGCCGUCUGCGCCGUCCACGGCUCCGCCCGAGAGGGCGGUGGCCGCGCCUGACGCGCGGGUCACCCGCUCGCGCACGCGUCGCCGGCGCGGGGGGCGUGCCACCCGUGCCGCAGCGCAACAGACAGCCACCGACACUCCGCCGCAGCAGCAGCAAUCAACCCGCGCUGCGCCUCGCCUACGGCCAGAUACUGACGCUUCGCGACAGUCAACGCCACCAGAGAGCCCCCAGUCAACCGCCCCUGUGGCGGAGAGCGAUCGGAGCUCAGCUGCGUCGGUGGCCAUGGGGGCGGUGGGGGCCGCUGGGGCGGCCUCCGCCACUGGGGCGGCCGGUGGCGGCCGCUCCAUACUAGGCGACUGCCGCGGAGCAUCGGCAGCCGGUCGCGGCGCAGCACGAGGCGCCGUCCUCUGCGGCGGCAGAGUGUCUUCGACAGUCCGUCGUGCAGCGGCAGGGGUGGCCCGGCCCGCACGCCGGCGACGCCUGCGCGGGGCGGCAGCCCGCGCGCCCUGCGUGGUCGCGGGGGCUGCCACCCCCACGGGCGAAGCCGUGGACGGCGCGGUCGGUGGCCGCGUCUCACGCUCCACCUGCGCCGAACUUCGGGUGGCGGAAGCUGGUCCUCCCUUGGUGGCGGCAGCAAAGCUGGUGGACGGGUGCACCUUACGAGAAGGAGCGGUCCCUCCCCUCCAUUGA
This is a messenger RNA of Schistocerca americana (American grasshopper), 1353 nucleotides long. Its product is annotated as serine/arginine repetitive matrix protein 1-like. The transcript has 3 exons. Bases 1 to 1353 code for a protein of 450 amino acids. The record is from RefSeq and is a predicted model, not a curated record. Lineage: Eukaryota; Metazoa; Arthropoda; Insecta; Orthoptera; Acrididae.